AUGAAGUUCACUGCGGGGAUGUGGUGUCUGCAGGAGGGUGUCAGCAUCGAGUGGAUGAGCAAUGUGGAGCACGUCUCAAUUGAGGGCCAAACUGCCAAUCUACUGUUGAACAAGCUGCAGAGACACCGAGGCGAUACACUCAAUUCACCAACCGUCUCGGCCCGCAUCACUUCUCCGCUGGAGGGCAUCAUAGGCGUGAAGCUCGUGCACUGGGCUGGGCUAAACGAUAAUGGUCCUCACUAUCAGGUGAAUCAGAGCACCGGACACACGAAGAUUGAGCAUAACAAGGACAAUAACAUCCUUAAAUACACAAGUGGGCCACUCGAUCUGAAUCUAAAUACUGCAGCAAACGAGCUCGACUUGACAUUCCGCUCUCCAACUGGCAAAAAGCUCACAGGUCAAUCAUUCCGCUCCAUUGGGUAUGUGCGUGACCAGCGAACCGACAAGCACCGCUAUGAAGACGGGAUUUACGCUGAGCGCCAAGGGUACAUGCUCGCAGGGCUGGACCUGGGUGUUGGUGAAAAGGUCUACGGGCUCGGAGAGCGGUUCGGCCCUCUAGCAAAGAACGGACAGACAGUUGACAUCUGGAAUGAGGACGGCGGUACUUCUUCCGAGCUCGCGUACAAGAACAUCCCUUUUUACAUUAGCUCGCGGGGGUAUGGUGUCUUUGUGAACCAUCCCGGCAAGGUCAGUUUGGAAGUUCAGUCUGAGCGGACGACGAGAGUCAAUAUAUCUGUUCCUGGGGAGGAAGUUGAAUAUUUCGUUGUCUAUGGCGCUACGCCGAAGGAUGUUCUCAAUCGGUAUACUUCUCUGACCGGAAGACCGGCUCUGGUUCCUUCGUGGAGCUACAAUCUUUGGCUUACGACCAGUUUUACAACAAACUACGAUGAGGAUACUGUAACUGGGUUCCUUGACGGUUUCCGUGAUCGUGACAUUCCUCUCGGGGUGUUUCACUUUGACUGUUUCUGGAUGAAAUCCUAUCACUGGUGUGACUUUCAUUUCGACUCCGAGAUGUUCCCGGAUGCUGUGGGAUACCUCAAGCGUUUGAAGCAGCGUGGUCUCAAGAUCAGUGUGUGGAUCAAUCCCUAUGUUGGCCAAGCCUCGCCGCUGUUCAACGAGGGUAAGAAGAAUGGGUACUUUAUCAAGCGCACAGACGACUCCGUCUGGCAAUGGGACUUCUGGCAAGCAGGAAUGGCCGUCGUUGACUUCACGAACCCUGCCGCAUGCAAAUGGUACAACAGCCAUCUUGAGCGACUGAUGGAGAUGGACGUCGAUAGUUUCAAGACCGAUUUUGCAGAACGCAUUCCCAUCAAGGGUGUUAAGUACCACAACGGUGCGGAUCCAGAGCGAAUGCAUAACUACUACGCUUUGCUUUACAACAAGACAGUUUAUGAGACCCUCAGUGCUCGUGUCGGACGCAGCCAAGGUCUCCUAUUCGCGCGCAGCACAGCGCCAGGCGGGCAAGCAUACCCCGUCCACUGGGGUGGUGAUUGUGAAAGCACGUUUGAAGCAAUGGCGGAGUCUCUGCGCGGUGGCUUGAGUUUGAUGUUGUCGGGAUACAUCUUCUGGGCGUCUGAUAUCGGUGGAUUUGAAGGGACCCCACCGCCGGCACUCUACAAGCGAUGGGUGCAAUUCGGAUUGUUGUCAUCGCACUCACGUCUGCAUGGCUCCUCGAGCUUCCGAGUGCCGUGGAUAUAUGGCGAGGACUGCUCAGACAUAUUGCGGGAUUGUGUGAAGCGUAAAAUACUGCUCACGCCGUAUAUUCUGCAAGAGGCGUUGAGAGGUCAUGGAAACGGAACACCGCUGAUGAGGCCACUUUUCUUGGAGUUCCCCGAGGAUUUGAACACAUAUGCUGUUGAUACGCAGUACAUGUUCGGGCCGAACUUGCUGGUUGCGCCGGUGUUUUCUGAAGAAGGCGAGGUCACUUUCUACGUGCCUCACACUCCUAGUGAUGAGGACGGAAAGUGGGUGUCGUGGUUUGAUCAUUCGAAGUCUUACGAGGCCGGUCGGUGGUACACCGAGACUCAUGGCUUUGAUACUUUACCUCUCUUGAUUCGUCCUGGAUCGGCGACUGUCAUCAACCCCACUAUCAAGGCCCCCGAAGAUGAUGCUUUAUCGGGAGUUGAGCUCUUGAUCAACGGCCGCCUUGGGGGUGAGACUUUGAUUGAGCUUGUCAAUUCGGCUCAGACAGAUGAGGUCCUCAAGACUGUCCGGCUCUCUCCUGGAGUAGAUGGAAAGCUGGAAGUAGCUGGUCAUUCUGUUAAGAUAGUCUAUGUUGAAUAA
Molecule: messenger RNA, 2283 nt
Organism: Penicillium brevicompactum
Lineage: Eukaryota; Fungi; Ascomycota; Eurotiomycetes; Eurotiales; Aspergillaceae
Product: putative sugar hydrolase
Exons: 6
Coding region: 1-2283 (760 amino acids)
Biological process (GO): carbohydrate metabolic process
Molecular function (GO): carbohydrate binding; hydrolase activity, hydrolyzing O-glycosyl compounds
Source: RefSeq, a predicted model, not a curated record